AUGAGUUUUCUGCGCCGGCGUGCAGACGCAGUGUCGGCGCCAUACACGGUCCCGAACACCGGCCAGUGGGACGGAAACGACGGCUCCUGGUCCACUUUUCGCCUGAGCGUUGGGACGCCAGCCCAGGAAUUCCGCGUUCUCGUAUCAACGCGCGGUCACGAGACUUGGGUGCCUGCUCCUGACGGCUGCACCGCCGACGACCCUUCCGACUGUGCCUCUUCGCGCGGUGCUGAGAACAGCGUAGGCUUCCAGACCAACAAGUCGUCGACCUGGGAGUCCGUGGGCACCUACACCCUGGGCCUCGAAGACGACCUCGGCCUGAGUGGGGAUGGGCUGUAUGGCUACGACUCGGUCCGCCUAGGCAGCAGCAGCGACGAUGCCGCUCUGCAGAUGGACCACCAGCUUGUUGCUGGCGUCGCCGACAAGGAGUUUUACAUGGGAGUGCUGGGCCUGAGCCCCGUCUCCUCCAGCCUCGAUAGCACGAGCGACCCCGUUACCAGCCUCCUGGACAACCUGAAAACAAACAACUCCAUCCCAAGCCUGUCGUACGCCUAUACCGCUGGCGCCUACUACCGCAAUGACAAAGUCCCUGGAAGUCUUCUCUUGGGCGGCUACGACCAAGCCCGGUUCAAUUCGCCCCCGACCUUCAACUUCAGCUUCGCCGACGGCGACACCAGCAAUCUAAUGGUCGGCGUGCAGUCUAUCACGGCGUCCAACAGCCUGAUCGGCGUCGCGGCCAUGACCCACACCGGCCACCUCUCCCUCAUCGACUCGACCGUGCCGGAGCUGUGGCUGCCUGAGGACGUGUGCGACACCUUCGCCAACAACUUCGGCCUGACCUACGACAACACCACGGACCUGUACCUCGUCAACGAUACCAUCCAUUCCCGCCUCACCGACCUCAACCCAGAGUUCACCAUCAAACUGGGCGACCAGAUCUACACCAGCGAGUCGAACAGCACCAACAUCGUGCUGCCGUACUCGGCCUUCGACCUCGAAAUCUCGGCCCCUGUCUACUCCAACGCGACGCGCUACUUCCCCAUCCGCCGCGCCGCCAACGACUCGCAGUACCGCCUCGGCCGCACCCUGCUCCAGGAAGCCUACCUCGUCGUCGACCACGAGCGCCGCAACUUCACCGUCGCCCAAGCCAAGUUCUCCGACCCGCUGCCCGCCGCCGACGUCGUCACCAUCCGGUCGCCCGAUGACGACGAGACCGACGGCACAUUCGGCAGCUCGACUGGGCUCAGCACUGGCGCGACCGCCGGCAUCGCUGUCGCCGCAUCUGUGGUUGGCGUGUUCCUGAUCGUGGCCAUCAUCUUCUGCUGGCGGCGCCGGAGCAAGAGAAAAGGGGCGGAGCAGAAGGCCAACGAGGCAUUGCAGCUGCAAGAACAACAACUGCUGCAACUACAACAACAGCAACAACAACAACAACAAGGAGAAGCGGCCAAAUGGCAUGGCUUCUUCCCCGCCGAGGUCGACAGCGGGCAGAUUUCGGAGAUGCAGGCGUCGAAACAUGACCACAUCAGGGGCAGAACCGAGCUGGACCCUGGCAAGGACAAUGCGUACGAGCUGGCGGCGGCGCAUGUGCCCAUGGUGUAUGAGAUGGAGGCGAACGACCCUGCGCGCAGGCACGAGGCUCCGAACGAUCCGCGGUUUUCGUGGCAAAGGUAA
Diplodia corticola is the source of this 1671-nucleotide messenger RNA. RefSeq names its product acid protease. The coding region runs from base 1 to 1671 and encodes 556 amino acids. Gene Ontology annotation, cellular component: fungal-type vacuole. Lineage: Eukaryota; Fungi; Ascomycota; Dothideomycetes; Botryosphaeriales; Botryosphaeriaceae. Gene Ontology annotation, molecular function: aspartic-type endopeptidase activity. The transcript is spliced from 2 exons. Gene Ontology annotation, biological process: proteolysis. The record is from RefSeq and is a predicted model, not a curated record.